Molecule: messenger RNA, 1020 nt
Organism: Drosophila bipectinata
Lineage: Eukaryota; Metazoa; Arthropoda; Insecta; Diptera; Drosophilidae
Gene: GstO2
Product: Glutathione S transferase O2
Biological process (GO): glutathione metabolic process
Cellular component (GO): cytoplasm
Molecular function (GO): glutathione dehydrogenase (ascorbate) activity; glutathione transferase activity
Source: RefSeq, a predicted model, not a curated record
CCGAGAAUCCAGUACUUGUCACUCGAUUGGAAUACGUCUGCUCCAACAUUUCACGUCUAAGGAAUUAUCUCAAUAUAGUUAACAAGAUGGCCCUGCCGCAAAAGCACUUUAAACGAGGUUCCCCCAAACCGGAAAUCCCCGAGGAUGGCGUCCUGCGUUACUACACGAUGCGAUUCUGCCCGUACUCCCAGAGGGUGAACCUGGUGCUGAACGCCAAGAAGAUUCCCCACCACACGGUGUACAUUGAUUUGAGCGAGAAGCCGGAGUGGUACAUUGACUACAGUCCAUUGGGAAAGGUGCCAGCCAUCCAGUUGCCCCAACUGCCAGGACAGCCGGCUUUGGUUGAAUCGCUGGUGAUUGCCGAGUACCUCGAUGAGCAGUAUCCCGGCGAAGGACCCCUUUUCCCCAAGGACCCGCUGCAGAAGGCCCUGGACAGGAUCCUCAUCGAGCGUCUGGCUCCGGCAGUCAGUGCCAUCUAUCCGGUGUUCUUCACCAAGGACCCGCCAGCCGAUGCCAUUCCCAACUUUGAGAAGGCUUUGGAUGUUUUCGAGCAGGAGAUUACCAAGCGGGGAACACCCUACUUCGGUGGCGCCAAAAUCGGCAUUGUGGACUACAUGAUCUGGCCCUGGUUCGAGCGAUUCCCUGCUCUCCAGUACACCCUUGACAGCAAGUACCAACUGGACAAGACGCGCUACAAGAACCUGCUGCAGUGGCGCGAUCUUGUUGCUCAGGAUGAGGCUGUCAAAGCCACUACUUUGGAUCCCCGCAUCCAUGCCAAGUUUAUGCGAACCCGUCAUGAGGCCAAGCCCGACUACGACAUUGCUUUCGAGCCGCUGUAGAGGAGAGGGACUCCUAAAAACUUACCCUUGCAAUUUAUUAAGUUAUUAAAAUCAAAACUAAAACGAUUCUUUAUGUGGCAGGAAACCUUUAAACUGUACUUAUGAUCAGGAUUAGCUUAAAGCAACUGUAUAACAGAUAUAUACUCCUUAGCCAGAUAAAGGAAACAUAAAUAACCUCUAA